Messenger RNA from Phodopus roborovskii (desert hamster), 1543 nucleotides. It is a transcript of the gene Slc33a2, whose product is annotated as major facilitator superfamily domain containing 3. Gene Ontology annotation, cellular component: membrane. Bases 287 to 1438 code for a protein of 383 amino acids. Gene Ontology annotation, biological process: transmembrane transport. The record is from RefSeq and is a predicted model, not a curated record. NCBI's taxonomy places the organism in Eukaryota, Metazoa, Chordata, Mammalia, Rodentia, Cricetidae. Gene Ontology annotation, molecular function: transmembrane transporter activity. The transcript is spliced from 5 exons.
ACUAGACUGCAGAGUGAACCGGGAGUUGGCUCCACCCUCAGCUAAAGGAGCCCCGCCUCUCCCUUAGCCGGCGCCUGCGCAAAGCAUGCUGGUAGUCAUGGAUUGCGCGCAGGCUCACCACGCUCAGGUCUAUUUCUCUGCGGUUUUCUCCCAACUUCAGUACUUCCGGGAUAUCGCGUCCCCAGUGUGCGUGUUGGGAACACGGUCUGAUUGUUCCUGACCCCAUGUAGACGGAGUAAACCCUGGCCUUCCACACUGAGUCAUCUGAUCCUACCACGAGCUGGUCAUGCAUGGGAAGCUGCUGCUGCUGGCCGGCCUCUAUCUUGUGCAAGGUCUGCCCUAUGGACUGCAGUCCAGCUUGCUGCCUAUUUUCCUGCGGGCCCAUCGUCUCUCCCUGACGCGUGUGGGUCUGACCAAAGGACUGUAUGCUCCAUGGCUGUUAAAACUGGCAUGGGCGCCACUGGUGGACAGGCGGGGCUCCCCUCGGGUAUGGUUAACACUCAGCACAGUGUCCCUGGGCCUGGUGUGUGCACUGCUGGCUGUGCUGCCUCCCCCGCAAGCUGGUCAGACAGGGCUGCCCACCAUCAUCAUGGGGCUGCUGUUGCUGCUGAAUCUGGGUGCAGCAGUGCAAGACGUAGCUCUGGACACAAUCGCUGUGCAACUCCUGGAACCAAAGGAGCUGGGACCUGGGAACACCGUGCAGGUGGUGGCCUACAAGCUGGGAUCAGCACUGGCUGGGGGUGGGCUGUUGGUCUUCUUCCCCACCCUCUCUUGGUCAUUGCUUUUUUUGCUCCUAACUGCCACCUACUGGUUGGCUGCUGCUUUAGCCUGGGCUGCACCAGCCUUGGGACAGCUGUCUUGGCCUCGGGUCUCAGAGCAUACCCCCCACACAUCCCACUGUCUACAAGAUUUGCUGGCUGUGCCUGGAACCCUCUGGACAGCAGGCUUUGUGCUCACCUACAAGCUGGGUGAGCAGGGUGCUGGCAGCCUGUUUCCACUUCUCCUGCUGGACCAUGGUGCUUCUGCCUCAGACUUGGGUCUAUGGAGUGGCUUGGGUGCUGUGACCUGCUCCAUUGCUGGCUCCUCUUUAGGUGGGGCUCUACUGGCCAGGCACUGGCAGCCUCUUUCCCUAUUGAGGUCAGUGCUGCAGCUUCGCCUUGGGGGUUUGGCCUGUCAGACUGCUCUGCUCUUCUACCUCAGUACCCCAGGGGCCACUCUGGACCCUGGUACAAUCAUGAGAGGUGAGAGGGACAGCUUUGCUGAGCCUGUGUCUACAACAGUUUCUUGGUGGUGUGGUCACCACUGCCACAUUCACUGUGAUGAUGCACUGCAGCCAGUUGGCACCCAGAGCCCUGCAGGCCACACAUUACAGCCUCCUGGCCACUCUGGAACUGCUGGGCAAGCUGCUACCAGGUACCUUGGCUGGAGUGCUGGCUGAUGGCCUGGGCCCACAUCUCUGCUUUGCUGCUUUCCUUGUAUUCUCAGUUCUACCCAUUCUGGAUCUGAGCCUGGCACCCAGUAACCUGACCUGAGCUAUCCAUAA